Messenger RNA from Anastrepha ludens (Mexican fruit fly), 2426 nucleotides. Its product is annotated as early endosome antigen 1-like. NCBI's taxonomy places the organism in Eukaryota, Metazoa, Arthropoda, Insecta, Diptera, Tephritidae. The record is from RefSeq and is a predicted model, not a curated record. The transcript has 2 exons. Bases 135 to 2042 code for a protein of 635 amino acids.
UUUAAAAACAGUCUGUUUUGGCAACUGCUUGUGGAAGUAUCGAAAAGUAUUGCGAAUUUGUUCACACAUACACUUUUAAUAAGUUUAUUCAAAAUAUUUGUAUUUGCGCAUCGAAUUUAUUCUGAUCUGUUACGAUGUACGGCCGAAUAGCCUUAAUUUUAUUAUUCAGCGCAACAACAAUUAGUGCGCGUAGUAUUGAAGGACUCGGAUGCAGGGAAUAUCCCGUAGUUACCGGUGAUCCAUUCACACCACUGCGCACUGUACGAGUAUGUGGAUCAAUGCAAGAGUAUGAGGCAGCGCCGAACUAUUUCCCAACGCCAUUUGAAGGCCAAGUGCGACGUUCGUUACCCUCGGACACUUUAUAUGGGCGAGAUUCUAUUUGGACAAGACCGGCGUUUCAGCAAUCGCCGAUAAGAUGGCCGUCACCAUCUCAAUCGUACAAUAACGAUAGAGAACAAUUUCCUCAACCUGUCACACAACUGAUGCAACUAUUUCCUCAUGCUCUCGAGACAUUCAAGAAAAACGAUUGGAAUUCAAACAAUCCUUCGAUUAAUAACAACGAGCUCAACUCACGCAAUCAAAUGGAAGUGGAUCACUUGUUACAAAAGCAGAUGAACUUCAUUGUGGAUGAUGUUUCUGAAGUCAAGGAUUCUGUCAAAAAUCUGGUGGCAUAUCUUAAAGAUAUUCUCGACACUUUACAUAUGCAGAAUGAGCUUAGGAGAAACGAAGAAAAUAUUAAUGUCAAUUUGAAGCUAGAUCCCUCCCUCGAGGCUUUAUUAAAACACUUUCUUCAGCUAAUAGAGACGAGUACAUCAAAGGAAGAACUGCAAAUUAUAUCAAAUGGUAUUGAGGAAGCAGAUGAUAAUCAUGAAGAUACAGAAGAUUCUUACUUACCAGAAGCUUCAACCGAAGAUAGUUCGGAAGAAAAGAUUACGGAAGCGCCAAGUAAUACUGAAGAGAACUCGACCGAACGGGAUGUUGAAGAAGAUCAGAUAAUUACUGAAGGAAAUUCUUUAGAGGAUGUAAAUAAUUGGAUUCGUUUUUAUUUCGGACCACCACUACAGUUGCAUAAAAAUGAAGAAGAAAUAGAAGACCUUUUGCACAAGUCAAGCGAAGAGGAUAAUACUGCAGAAAAAUCUGAUGAAAGCUUUGAGUCUUGGUUCAAUGCCGUUUACGGUAGAGUUUCAGAGAGCAAGGAGAAUGAAUCAAAUGAAAGCAGUGAAAAUUCUAAAGAGCAUAGUACAACAAAGGCAUAUGAAGAUGAUACUAGUAACCCUUUCAUAGCAACUGAAGAAAGCAUUGAAGAUACAGACGACAACGACGAAAACUUGGAUUACGAUACUUAUUUUGUUCCAACAACCAUGGCUCCCAUCCAAGAAGAGACAACGGCUGAGUACCUGGAAAAUGGAGGUCGGUAUGGCUAUACAACGGAAAGUAAUUCCAAUGUUGACUUUAUAAAAUCGAAAGAAUUCAAUUUGGAUAGCUGCUUUGAAAUAGCACUGUCGCUUCCAAACUUUGGUAACGCAGAAGUACUUCAUAAGUAUAAUCAAUGCAUACAAGCUUUAUACUUAAGUGCCCCUGACGAAUCCAAGGAAACUGAAGAACUGAAACGGGAAGCCGAUUCUGCUUCUAAAGGAUCUAAUGAAUCCGAGGAAAGUAAAGAAACUGAAUCCUCUGUUAAGGGCUCUGAUGAAUCCAAGGAAAGUAAAGAAACUGAAUUCGCUGUUACGAGCUCUGACGAAUCCAAGGAAAGUAAUGAAACUGAAUCCGCUGUUACGAGCUCUGAUGAAUCCAAGGAAAGUAAUGAAACUGAAUCCACUGUGACGGACUCCGAUGAAUCCAAGGAAAGUAAUGAAACUGAAUCCGCUGUGACGGAAUCCGAUGAAUCCAAGGAAAGUAAUGAAACCGAAUCCGCUGUUACGAGCUCUGAUGAAUCCAAGGAAAGUGGAGAAAAUGAAUCCGCUGUUACGGACUCUAAUGAAUCCAAGAAAAGUUUUGAAACCAAUUAUGACGAAUUUUACGGUCCGUGGGUUUAUGUAUAGAUAAUGUUAUGUGCGAAAAUAUGUAUCUACAUGUCCAAAAAAGCGAGCCCGAUACAAGGCCCAUUGAACAAGCAGUACAGUAGAGCAGCUGACUUGAUUCUUUUCAAUUUAUUUGGUCUCUCAAAAAUUUCAUAUUGUUGUAAAAUUAUUCUAAAAUGUUAAUUUUUGUUUCAAGAUUUGAAUUAUGUGAAAUUUUAGACAGCAAACGCAAACAUGAAAUACAUUGAUUUUGUUGUUUUUGCUGUACUACUACCGGUUCAAUGUGCCUUGUGUCGUAUACAAAAUUUUAAUUUUUAUUUUGUCACUCUCUAAGAUAAGUAAUCUAAUAUUCUUAUGAUAAAUUGUAUGUUUGGGAAAUAAAAUAUUUAUUAGUUAAAAAAAUUA